AUGUCCCGCGCCACGACCUUCAACAACCCCGUGCUCUGGGAGGACUACCCCGACCUGGACGUCUUCCGUGUGGGAUCGGUCUUCUACUACUCCUCCUCCACCUUUGCCUACUCCCCCGGCGCCCCGGUCCUCAAGUCGUACGACCUCGUGAACUGGACCCCCGUCACGCACUCCGUCCCCACCCUCAACUUCGGCAACCAAUACAACCUCACCAGCGGCACCCCCGGCGCCUACGUCAAGGGCAUCUGGGCGUCCACCCUCCGCUACCGCAAAUCCAACGACAAAUUCUACUGGUACGGCUGCAUCGGCUUCGGCAAGACCUACAUCUGGACCAGCUCAGGCACCAACGCAGGCGCCAACGACGGCGAGGUCGACGCCUCCAAAUGGAACUGGGAGUCCCACCCGCCCAUCAACACCUGCUACUACGACAGCGGGCUGCUGAUCGACGACGACGACACCAUGUACGUGGCAUACGGCAACCCCAACAUCGAAGUCGCCCAGCUGUCGUCCGACGGGCUCAGCCAGGUGCGCACGCAGCGCGCCUACACCCCGCCCAGCGGCACCACGAUCGAGGGCGCCCGCAUGUACAAGGCCAAGGGCGCCUACUACAUCCUCGUCACCCGCCCCGCCGACGCCGAGUACGUGCUGAAGUCGACGUCGGGGCCCUUUGGGCCCUACACCCAACGCACGCUGGUGUCGCGGAUUAAGGGUCCGUUGUCGAAUGCGGGGUUCUCGCAUCAGGGCGGCAUGGUGGAGGCGCCGGAUGGGACGUGGUAUUAUGUGGCGUUUAUGGAUGCGUAUCCUGGCGGGCGGAUCCCCGUGGUGGCGCCGUUGAAGUGGACGAGUGAUGGCUGGCCGGAGCUGGUGACCGAUUCGCAGGGCAACUGGGGGACGAGCUACCCUAUUCCGGUGCAGACCAGCAAGACGGUGCCAGGAAGUGCUGGGUUGGAUGAGUUCAAAGGUGGGAAGUUGAGCCAUCACUGGGAGUGGAACCAUAACCCAGAUACGGGCAAGUUUUCGCUUGGGGACAGCGGGCUGGUGCUGAAGACGGCGACCGUGACGGAUGAUUUGUUUGGCGCGAGGAACACGCUGACGCGGCGGAUUGCUGGGCCCAAGUCGAGCGGCACGUUUAGGUUGGAUGUCAGCAAGAUGCAGGACGGGGACAGGGCCGGCGCAGUGCUGUUCCGGGACCGGGCUGGGUACAUUGCUUGGACGGGGAGCAAGACUUUUGUCAAGCUUGGGUCUGGCUUCAAGAUGAGCAACGCGUGGAACUAUUUCACGGGGUACAGGUUCGGUGUCUUCAACUUUGCUACCAAGGCCGUUGGAGGCGAGGUUACUGUUAAGAGCUUUCAGAUGCAAGCCAUCUAG
Molecule: messenger RNA, 1368 nt
Organism: Chaetomium globosum CBS 148.51
Lineage: Eukaryota; Fungi; Ascomycota; Sordariomycetes; Sordariales; Chaetomiaceae
Exons: 3
Coding region: 1-1368 (455 amino acids)
Biological process (GO): carbohydrate metabolic process
Molecular function (GO): hydrolase activity, hydrolyzing O-glycosyl compounds
Source: RefSeq, a predicted model, not a curated record